Portunus trituberculatus (swimming crab) is the source of this 2682-nucleotide messenger RNA. RefSeq names its product protein sister of odd and bowel-like. Gene Ontology annotation, cellular component: nucleus. Gene Ontology annotation, biological process: regulation of transcription by RNA polymerase II; embryo development. Gene Ontology annotation, molecular function: RNA polymerase II transcription regulatory region sequence-specific DNA binding; DNA-binding transcription factor activity, RNA polymerase II-specific. Bases 141 to 1793 code for a protein of 550 amino acids. The transcript is spliced from 5 exons. Lineage: Eukaryota; Metazoa; Arthropoda; Malacostraca; Decapoda; Portunidae. The record is from RefSeq and is a predicted model, not a curated record.
CGGCGCGGGUCGCAGCUACCGCGGCGCGGGGCGUGGCUGCUCGGCAGCUCCGCCAAUGGGGCGCCGGUGGUGGCGGGGGCCUGUGGGCCGCCCACCGCCGCCCCAGUCACUGUCCGGCCGCCGCGGUGAUCACACCCGCCAUGACGCUCGACCCCCGGCCCCUCGUGCCCCUGUCGCCGCCGCCGCCGCCCACUUCCGCCGCCAUGACCGACCCCCGGCCGGGACCCCCGCCCGUGUCCCCACCACCCUCCAGGCCGCCGCCGCCCACCCUGCCCGUAUCGUCCCUGGCCGCUGCCUCGGCCCUCUCCAUGGUGCCGCGCUCGUCGGCCUUCACCGCCGUGUUCCCACCGCUGAGCCGCAGCGCUUUGCCGGACCUGACAGCGCUAAACCUGGCUGCACUAGAGUCCUAUCUAGCGCUGACGGGCCUCUCCCGCCUGGCAGGACCACGCCCCUCUAACUCAGCCGCCAGCAAUAGCAAGAAGUUUGACUUUUCUCGUCUCGCUGAGAGUGUCGCCGAAGGUGAGAAGCUUGCAGCGGGCAGCAGCAGUCCACCCGUUUCAUCCACCCCGGUUUCAGCGGCGGCGGCGGCAGCGGUGGCCAGUCUAACUCAGGUGGCACCGCUCGUGUCCUCCGUCAGAUCACUGCCGCUGUUAACAGAGACCUACCCACUGCUGCUCAAUCCUCUGUAUCAGUCCAUGCUGGCCCAACAACAACAGCAACAACAGCAGCAGCAACAGCAACAGCAGCAGCAGCCGCCCCCUCCCCACCCAUCUCUGGGAUUCAGACGGGCGGCGGGUGGCCGCGGCCGCACACCGAGACCCAAGAAGCAGUUCAUCUGCAAAUAUUGUAACAGACACUUCACCAAGAGCUACAACCUGCUCAUCCACGAGCGCACACAUACGGACGAGCGGCCCUACACCUGCGACAUCUGCGGCAAGGCCUUUCGUCGCCAGGACCACCUGCGAGACCACCGGUACAUCCACAGCAAGGAGAAGCCCUUCAAAUGUACUGAAUGCGGGAAGGGCUUCUGUCAGAGCCGCACUUUGGCCGUGCACCGCAUUCUGCACAUGGAGGAGUCGCCACAUAAGUGCUCCACCUGCGGCAGGAGUUUUAACCAGCGCAGCAACCUGAAGACACAUCUGCUCACCCACACGGACAUCAAGCCGUACACGUGUCCUCAGUGCGAUAAGGUGUUUCGGCGCAACUGUGACCUCCGCCGCCACGCCCUUACCCAUAAUCUCACCUCGCCCCUUGACCUCGACCUCAGCGCCCUUCCAUCCUCCUCCACCUCUUCCUCCUCCAACUCCUCCCUGCUAGGACUGGACCUCGCUGCCCCCGCCGCCGCCCUCCACCACCACCGCCUCCACCACCACCACCACUAUCCGCUCUCUCCGAACUCCGUCGCAGCUGGAGAAGAAGAAGAAGAAGAAAGAGAAAAAGACAUCCCCGAGUUGCAGGGAGUCCCCGGCCGCGCCUACAGCAGCGAUGAGGAGGAGGCAGCCAGAGUAGGGAAGCGAUCCAAGACCGAACGCGCGACGACUCAAGCUGAGGGUCGUCCUCCUAGCGGCGUCGAUUUCGAUGAUGAUGACGAGGACGACGACGACGAUGACUUCGGAAAGGACGACCUGCUAGUGGACGAUGAUGACGAUGACGACAGCAACCACUCCAGUCCACCCACGUUGCUCGGGAGAUUCCGCUCAGACCAGCAGAAGGAGCCAUUGAACCUCGGGGCGUCCACCUCCGCCUCUCUCGCCUCCUUCAGUAUAGCCUCCAUCAUGGGCGGGGCGGAUUAGUGCCUCGUAGGAUGUUUGCGUGAAGGAAGGAAGGAAGGAAGGAAGGAAGGAAGGAAGGAAGGAAGGAAGGAAGAAAAGAAAGCUAAAUGGAUGCAAAAGAGAUAAUUAUAGAAUCAAGUUACGGAAUCAGUGAAGCACCAGAGAGAGAGAGAGAGAGAGAGAGAGAGAGAGAGAGAGAGAGAGAGAGAGAGAGAGAGAGAUAGGGUACCGAGCGUGAGAAUACUAGCGAGAAAUCAAAGACGGGAAAAGAAAACGUAGUCAUGAACAGAGAGCAAAGAGCGAGAACAAACACCAAAGGACAAGGAGAGUUAGGAGACGCGAGAACGUUUCCCACGGUAGAAGUUGAGGAAGAGGAGGAGGAAGAGGAAGAGGAGGAGGAGGAUGGAGUUACCAGCUUAGGGAAAACAAUGGUGACGGUGAUGGUGAUGGUGGCUCAUGGCUCGUGGAGUCUUGGCGCGAUCAUCUAGUCAUGACAGCCCCGGAUUUUGUGGAAGGGAAGGGGGUCGACAAUGGCACCCCCUCCCCUUCACCCCCCCGCCUCUCCACCACCACGGGGAGUUGGGUUAAGUGUGUGGGCGUGGAGGGUGUUGGGUGUUGCAUAAAGGCUUCAGGUUGUACUGUAGAGUAUACUGUAGAUAAGCAUUAUUAUAGAUGUAUAGGGUGAUUGGUUGGUGUGUGUGUGUGUGUGUGUGUGUGUGUGUGUGUGUGUGUGUGUGUGUGUGUGUGUGUGUCUGUGUGUGUGUUUAUGUGUUUAUGUGUUACAGGAUCCUCCACUUAUUCAGGUGCAAACUGUCCUAAAAGCUGCAUGCAUGUGUGUGUGUGUGUGUGUGUGUGUGUGUGUGUGUGUGUGUGUGUGUGUGUGUGUGUGUGUGUGUGUGUGUGUGUGUGU